AUGCAAGCAAGCAGCGGUACCAACCCUCAUGGGUCUAAUGACCCCAUCAGUGAGAAACCCUGUUCGAUGACCACAUUGCCUUUGGCCUCCACUGACACCCAGAAAGUUUCCGAGCUCGAACAGAAGCUCAACACCCUGUCUGCCGAGAUGACCCGACUUGAAAUAGCCGCUCUCUCAGGCCAGUAUUCCCCUUUGCCCAUGUGGGAUCUAGCAACCAUGAUGCAAAGUACACGAUACCCCCUACUCAUGGAGCGGUAUUUCGACCUUCAAAAAUCGGGCAGAGACCGGAUUGAGGCUACACUGGAUCGAGCAAGAUCCGCGAAGCCAUUCUUGGGAUUCAUGCAAACUGACAUCCCAAACAAACCAACAAAAGCCCCCGUGGCACCCACGGGCACACAUGGACCAGUUUCGGUCGCAACACAUGCACCAGAUCCGGUAGCAAAAGCCGCAAUACCAGCGCAGACCCAAAGACCAAACACACAUGCUUCUCCACCUCGAGGAAUACCCGUGGUCAAGUUCACAUCCGAGCUCAUUUUCGCGACCAGACCAGCCGCAGAGAAUCUGCCAGGCGCGCCAGCACAGAGCUUGCACGAAAACAACACCUCGCAGACACCGUUGCAGAAUCGCAAUGUUACCCCACAAAACAAGGACACUCCCGGGAAAGGGAAGAACCCAUGGCUUGAGUCCCGCGAAAAGGCCGGCUUGCCGGUCAAGUUUAGGGCACCGUCCAAGGGCGGCAAGAUUGACCCAAGACUCAUCACGAUAGGCUGGAGUCGCUUUCAAAGCUACGCCGCACUUCCAAGGACAAUGCCAAUCAUGCAGAAUGGCCAGCCGGUCAAGGAUCACGACGGCAACGACAGAGUCGCAAAGAUCAUGAAUCCCGCGGACUAUGGCGGUAACACUUACUACGAUCUUGGCCUCUGUGAAGCCUGGUUCUUGCAUGGCGACUGUGUUGAUUGGGGUCUCUGUCCCUGCAGACAUUGGUUUUUCGACGCCACAGAGAGGAGAUGGGUCCUUGACGCCUUCUUAACGAAGAUGUCAGGAACUUUCGAGGGGCCAUGGCUCCCUCCAGACGACGACGCCUCGGGAUAUGUCGGUAUCCCACGUGAGUACAUUUCUGGACGAGUCUUCGAGCCAGAGCACUAG
Messenger RNA from Parastagonospora nodorum SN15, 1146 nucleotides. RefSeq lists its product as hypothetical. The coding region runs from base 1 to 1146 and encodes 381 amino acids. Lineage: Eukaryota; Fungi; Ascomycota; Dothideomycetes; Pleosporales; Phaeosphaeriaceae. The transcript has a single exon. The record is from RefSeq and is a predicted model, not a curated record.